Messenger RNA from Epinephelus fuscoguttatus (brown-marbled grouper), 2904 nucleotides. RefSeq names its product SLC9A3 regulator 1b (gene nherf1b). Gene Ontology annotation, biological process: protein localization to plasma membrane. Gene Ontology annotation, molecular function: signaling receptor binding; protein-membrane adaptor activity. Lineage: Eukaryota; Metazoa; Chordata; Actinopteri; Perciformes; Serranidae. The transcript is spliced from 6 exons. The coding region runs from base 407 to 1633 and encodes 408 amino acids. The record is from RefSeq and is a predicted model, not a curated record. Gene Ontology annotation, cellular component: apical plasma membrane.
UGAGUGGCUUUUCUACUUUUGUCGCACACUGAGAGGGAGCUGUGUGACUUUAAUCAGCCUCGGUUCACUCCUCGGGUCAGGACCUCCUCUGUCUAUCUGAUAGCAGGAGUCACACUGAGGAUUUACACAGGGAUCAGGUCAGACUUGGACUGGGUGUGUGGAGUGGAGGUGGACCAGAGAGUGGGACAAACACCAGCAGCACCAGUUUCCCACGGACUCCAAGAGGGCGGGGGUUGGAUGUGUUGUGUUUUUUGAAGGGGUAGCCUACCACACAUACACACACAUACACAAAUACACACACCCCUCCUGAGCAGCAUCCUGAGCAGCAGGUCUUGUAGUCAUUUCCACUUUACUCAUCAGACACAGUUGAGCAGCAGCAGCACUGUGAAGGCGACCGGAGCCUAAAAUGCCGAGCAAGAGCCAGUAUCUGCGCCCCCGGCUGUGCACGCUGGAGAAGGGGGACAACGGCUACGGCUUCCACCUCCACGGGGAGAAAGGUAAGACCGGGCAGUUCAUCCGGUUAGUGGAGCCCGACAGCCCGGCUGAGACCUCGGGACUCCGCGCCGGAGACCGGCUGGUGUUCGUGAACGGGGAGGAGGUGGAGAACGAGAGCCACCAGCAGGUCGUGUCCCGGAUACGAGCCACAGUGGGCCGGCUGGAGCUCGUCGUGGUGGACCCGGACACGGAGCAGCUGCUGAAGAAACACAACAUGAAGUGUCUGAAGGAGUAUGUCAGCGACGGCAUCCCGUUACCUUUCGACGAUGAGGAGGAGGUGGAGGCGGAGGAGGAGGAAAGAGAGGAGGUGGUGGUGGUGAAGGAGCAGGACGGGGACGGGGACGGGACUGUGAACGGGGAUGAGAGGCACGCCAAGCGGGCUGAGGAGGUGGAGGAGCAGGGGGAGGAGGAGCGGGAGGAGACACCCAGGGAGUCCACGCCGGUGCCGGAGAGUAACGGAGAGAUCCACGUGCACGUGGAGAAGAAGCUGAGCAUCAACUCUGAGAAGGAGGUAUUGUGCGCUGAGCUGCGGCCACGUCUCUGCGUGAUCCAGCGAGGGUCAAACGGAUAUGGCUUCAACCUACACAGUGAGCGGGCGCGGCCGGGGCAGUAUAUCAGAGCUGUGGAUGAGGACUCUCCAGCAGAGAGGGCAGGCCUGCUGGCCAAGGACAGGAUAGUGCAGGUGAACGGUCAGCCAAUAGAAGGGAAGACACAUUCAGAAGUCGUGGCCGCCAUUAAAGCAGGAGGGAGAGAGGUACAUCUGCUGGUGGUGGACCCCGACACAGACGCCUUCUUCAAGAAAUGCAGAGUGGCCCCCACCUCGGACCACCUCACCGGUCCACUGCCUGAGCCUGCCAUUAAUGGAGGAAUGGAGGAGAAGGUGAACGGCAGAAAAGCCAAAGAGGCAGAGAGGGACUCAAAGCUGUCAGUCAGUCCGUCUCCAUCCAAUGCCUCGUCCAGCACCUCGCUCACGACCCCGCCUGCAAACACCCCACCUGAGGGUUUUAUCGCAGACGCCAUCCCAGCACUCAACCUGUCCCUGCAGCAGGUCAAAGAGCUCGCCCACCAGAAACGCUCCAACAAGAGAGCCCCGCCCAUGGACUGGACCAAGAAAAAUGAACUCUUCAGCAACCUAUAGGGCACCUCACUGCACCUCACACACACACACACACACACACACACACACAUAGAUUUAUAGUGAGACGUCAGAAAGAUAUUUUUUACUGUCAUGAAAUUAAAACCUUAACUACUGGCACCAGACAAAUCAAGCCAACCUGUAAAAUAUAGUCCUCCUAUUAUUAUUACUCUUCAUUUUAUUAUAACCCAGACGUUAUAUAUAAAUAAAAUGUAUAAUGUGCUACUAACAAUGACAGAUGCAUAUGCCAAUGACAGAGAACUGGACCGUGUUGAAAGUAUGUGUGUAUGUGUAUCUAUCCUCUGUGUGUGUGUGUGUGUGUGUGUGUGUGUGUGUGUGUGUGUGUGUGUGUGUGUGUGGACCCUGACAGUCCCUGCUGGCCAGAGUCUGGUGCCUGUGGAAAUGAGGAGGAGUUGACCUAAUGACCCUUCUCCUCCUCCUCUUCUUCCUCCGUCUGCUCAUCUGUCCUUUAAAAGUUUCUACUAACAUUUAAUACAUCAGUGUCUUCAACAGCAGGAGUGAAACUAGCCCGACAAUCAGUUCAUCACAUACGUUUAGUGUCUUUUUAUGAGUUUGUAGGGAUCAAACAUCUGACUGAACAGUGAGGUUUUAUUUGUGUAGAUGACACUUUACAUGUUAAAGCCCUUUUUUCAAUUUUAAGAAAGUAUAUGAUCCCAAAAUAAGUUAACCACCAUUGCUUUCCUCAUAUCCUGAUGUGACCUUCCUUACUGUUGGCUUUAAACUGGAAAGAACUGUGUUUUAAAGAUGGUUCUCUUAUAUUGUAUGUAUAUAAAUAUAUAUAUAAAUAUAUCAUAUCAUAUGUAUAUUUUUACAUUUGACAAAUUCUGAAAAUACCUGUCCGUUUCUUGCUACAAAACUGUCCAGCAUUUAUCCAUACUCUGUCUGAAUCUAUGAUAUCAUUUUUAAUUAAAUGUGAACUUCAGUUUAUUCUGAGUAACUUAUACCGUCCUCACUUCUUCACUUCAUGUCCGCUUCAGUUCACAUUUUUGAGCAUAAAAUGGAAUAUUUUUAUUGCUCCUGAAGGAAUGAGAUUUUUACAGGUUUCUAUCAAUGUCUUCGAAACAAUAAUUAUGUAACUUUGAGAUGAUGUAUUUCUAAGACAAUGUCUGUGCUUCACUAGAUUUUAUGCAUUUGUCCAGUGAAGAAUAGUGAUGAUUUUUCAAACUGAAUGAUUGAAUUAUAUGAAGGUUUUUUUUGUAGCUUGUGUAAGAAUAAGCGAUUUCUAUACUGUAAUAAAUCAGUCAUCACAGCAA